AGCGAGCUACCCCUUCCUCUCUCUACAUCCACCAUUGCACUGCAUCACCUCCCUCUCCCCUACACCUUGAGAUCAUUGCCCGUACGCGGUCGCCGGUCGGGUAGUUGUGGCAUACACAGUGUGAUCGCCUCGGCGUAUGGCAAUGAGCGAGGGGAGCUCGGACACCUCGUCGACGUCGUCCUACUCCUCCUCACCCUCCACGUCCUCCAGCUCACGCGGGCCGCCCUCGGCCUCCGGAGCCGGCGGCGGUAACAAGGGCCGCAAGAAGCGGCCGCGCGCGCACGACGACGCCGACGCGGGCGCGCGCGGGGGCGGGGGCGCCCCGGCGUACCGCGGCGUGCGGAUGCGGGCGUGGGGGAAGUGGGUGUCGGAGAUCAGGGAGCCCCGCAAGAAGUCGCGCAUCUGGCUCGGCACCUUCUCGUGCCCGGAGAUGGCCGCGCGCGCGCACGACGUCGCCGCGCUCAGCAUCAAGGGCGCGCGCGCCGUCCUCAACUUCCCGGACCUCGUGCACGUCCUCCCGCGCCCCGCGUCCCUCGCCCCGCGCGACGUCCAGGCCGCCGCCGCGCGCGCCGCGCUCAUGCAACAGCAGCAGCAAUCCAGCGACUCCUCCCCCGCAUCCGCGGUCGCGAGUCCUGCUGCGGCGGACCACGGCCAACGACCAGCUGCUGCUCGCGACGAGUCCGAGCCGAGCCGGGAGGAGCGGCAGCCGGCGCAGGCGGAGAAGGCCGAGCUAGUGUUCGACGAGCUGGCGCCGCUGUGGGUGGAGGAGGACGUGGUGAACUUCGGGCCGUCCGAUCAUCCGUGGACGCCGUACGAUGGGCUUGAUGCAGUCGGCUUCCAGCCUCUCCUGUGGGAACAUUAAGCUUGUACACAGGCUUUCCUUUAUUUGGUUUCGAAUUCUGUGUUUUUUUCUAGUGCUGCUUUUAGUGUGUGAUUUCUUUCUCUCUCUUUUUCAUUUCAUUUUGAGUUGGACUUCAAGUCCUGUGUAGAAUAUAUUAGCUAAGUGAAAUGCGAGAUGGAUGUAAAAAUGUGAAUUUCGAUCCAAUGAG
Messenger RNA from Phragmites australis (common reed), 1049 nucleotides. Its product is annotated as ethylene-responsive transcription factor ERF039-like. The coding region runs from base 137 to 862 and encodes 241 amino acids. Lineage: Eukaryota; Viridiplantae; Streptophyta; Magnoliopsida; Poales; Poaceae. The record is from RefSeq and is a predicted model, not a curated record. The transcript has a single exon. Gene Ontology annotation, biological process: regulation of DNA-templated transcription. Gene Ontology annotation, molecular function: DNA-binding transcription factor activity; DNA binding.